AUGUGCGAUCGGGCACAGAAUUCGGGAGCGAGAUGCAGGAAGGCUCUCGGUUUCGGAGGGGCGUGUGGCAAAAGGGGCUGGGACAGGUACUGGGGGUUCUGCGGUAGCGCAGGUCGGGAAGCCAUCGCCGUGCGAGAGGCGGGCGGCUCGCAGCGACGCUCCUGGGCGGUGCCGCCGGGAGCGGGACUCGCCGCAGGGGCCGACACCGGGGGCGGCGAAAGGCGCGGGUCUCGCAGCCACCGCCUCGAGGCCGCCCGCGCCGCGCGGAAAGUUUGCGAAGCGCCGGGGGGGAGCGGGGCGGGGGCUGCCCCGGCGGGGCUCCUCCUCCGGGGCCGGGCCUGGGCCGGGCGGAGCGGGGAGCGAGCCCCCAACCCCGGAGCCACCGCGGUUGCGGAGGGAGCGAGCGAGAGAGCGGGCGGAGGCGCCUGGGACGCGGGACCGGGGCGUAGCGCCCAGGAGGAGCUCGGGAGGCGGUUGCGGGCGGUCCGGGCGCGGGGCCGGGGCGCUGCCACCAUGAGGCGGCGCGGCGGGGGCUGCCUCUCGCCCGCGCCUCCGCGGCUGCUGCUGCUGCUGCUGGGAGCGCUGCUCCGCGCCAGAGGCAUAACAAGUAGCACCGAAUGCUCCUGUGGACGCAAUCACUUCACGUGUGCAGUCAGUGCUUUUGGGGAAUGUACAUGCAUCCCGGCUCAGUGGCAGUGUGAUGGAGACAAUGACUGUGGGGACCACAGCGACGAGGAUGGCUGCAUGCUGCCCACUUGCUCCCCCUUGGACUUCCACUGUGACAAUGGGAAGUGCAUCCGCCGGUCGUGGGUCUGCGAUGGAGACAACGACUGUGAGGAUGAUUCUGAUGAACAGGACUGCCCACCACGAGAAUGUGAGGAGGAUGAGUUCUCGUGUCAGAAUGGGUACUGCAUCCGCAGCCUGUGGCACUGUGAUGGUGACAAUGACUGUGGAGACAACAGUGAUGAGCAGUGUGAUAUGAGGAAAUGCUCAGAGAAGGAGUUUCGUUGCAGUGAUGGCAGCUGCAUAGCUGAGCACUGGUUCUGUGAUGGUGACACAGACUGCAAAGAUGGUUCGGAUGAAGAGAAUUGCCCAUCAGAUGUUCCAGCUGCCACCUGCAGCUUGGAGGAAUUCCAGUGUGCAUAUGGACGCUGCAUCUUGGACAUCUACCACUGUGAUGGCGACGAUGACUGUGGGGACUGGUCUGAUGAAUCUGACUGCUCAUCUCACCAGCCAUGUCGCUCUGGGGAGUUCAUGUGCAACAGUGGCUUGUGCAUUAAUGCCGGCUGGCGGUGCGAUGGAGACUCUGACUGCGACGACCAGUCUGAUGAGAGGAACUGCACUACAUCUAUGUGUACAGCUGACCAGUUCCGCUGUAAAUCAGGGCGCUGCGUCCGUUUGUCCUGGCGCUGUGAUGGGGAAGAUGACUGCUCCGACAACAGUGAUGAGGAGAAUUGUGAAAAUACAGGGACCCCUCAGUGUGCUCCAGACCAGUUCCUGUGUGGGAAUGGGCGUUGCAUUGGGCAACGGAAGCUCUGCAAUGGAGCAAAUGAUUGUGGAGAUGGCAGUGAUGAGAGCCCGCAUCAAAACUGCCGUCCACGAACAGGGGAGGAGAACUGCAAUGUCAACAAUGGUGGCUGUGCUCAGAAGUGCCAGAUGGUACGAGGGAUGGUGCAGUGCACCUGCCAUACAGGUUACAGGCUUCUGGAAGAUGGCCGGUCAUGCCAAGAUGUGAAUGAAUGUGCUGAGGAAGGUUACUGCAGCCAAGGCUGUACCAACAGUGAAGGUGGCUUCCAGUGCUGGUGUGAGCAAGGCUAUGAGCUGCGCCCUGACAAGCGUAGCUGCAAAGCUCUAGGGCCGGAGCCAGUGCUGCUCUUUGCCAAUCGAAUUGAUAUCCGGCAAGUGUUGCCUCAUCGCUCAGAGUAUACACUGCUCCUGAACAACUUGGAAAAUGCCAUUGCCCUUGACUUCCACCACAGCAAGGAGCUGGUAUUUUGGUCUGAUGUCACCCUGGAUCGCAUAAUGAGGGCUAAUCUGAACGGUAGCAAUGUGGAAGAAGUGGUUUCUACAGGUCUGGAGAGCCCAGGUGGACUUGCUAUUGACUGGAUACAUGACAAAUUAUACUGGACAGACUCUGGAACAUCUCGAAUUGAAGUAGCAAACUUGGAUGGUACUCACAGGAAGGUGCUUUUGUGGCAGAACCUGGAGAAACCCCGGGCGAUUGCCCUCCAUCCUAUGGAGGGCACAAUCUAUUGGACUGACUGGGGCAACACUCCCCGCAUUGAGUAUUCCAACAUGGAUGGCUCUAAUCGGCGCAUCAUUGCGGAUACACACCUAUUCUGGCCCAACGGACUGACCAUUGACUAUGCAGGGCAUCGGAUGUACUGGGUGGAUGCCAAACACCAUGUCAUCGAGAGGGCUGACCUUGAUGGACAGAAUAGGAAAGCUGUUAUUAGCCAAGGCCUUCCACACCCAUUUGCUAUCACCGUGUUUGAGGACAGUUUGUACUGGACGGACUGGCACACCAAGAGCAUUAACAGUGCCAACAAAUUCACAGGCAAGAACCAGGAAAUCAUCCGAAACAAACUCCACUUCCCUAUGGACAUUCACACACUGCAUCCUCAGCGUCAGCCAGCAGGGAGAAACCGCUGUGGGGCCAACAACGGGGGCUGUACACACCUGUGCCUGCCGAGCAGCAAGGAUUAUACCUGCGCCUGCCCCACUGGCUUCCGCAAGACCAGCAGCCAUGCCUGCGCUCAGAGUCUUGACAAGUUCCUGCUUUUUGCCCGAAGGAUGGACAUCCGUCGGAUCAGCUUUGACACAGAUGACCUGUCAGAUGAUGUCAUCCCCCUUGCUGAUGUGCGCAGCGCAGUGGCUCUGGACUGGGACUCAAAGGAUGACUAUGUCUACUGGACAGAUGUUAGCACCGACUCAAUCAGCCGAGCAAAAUGGGAUGGAUCAGGCCAGGAGGUUGUGGUGGAUACCAGCCUGGAAAGUCCAGCUGGACUGGCAAUUGACUGGGUCACCAACAAACUGUACUGGACUGAUGCAGGAACAGAUCGAAUAGAGGUCUCCAACACAGAUGGAACCAUGAGGACUGUUCUGAUCUGGGAGAACCUAGACAGACCUAGAGAUAUCGUAGUGGACCCUGUUGGAGGAUUCAUGUACUGGACUGACUGGGGAGCCAACCCAAAAAUUGAGCGCGCUGGUAUGGAUGCUUCAAAUCGCUUGGUGAUCAUUUCCUCCAACUUGACGUGGCCUAAUGGCUUGGCCAUUGACUAUGAGUCACAGCGCUUGUACUGGGCAGAUGCAGGCAUGAAGACCAUUGAAUAUGCCAGUCUGGAUGGCAGCAACAGGAAGGUGCUGAUUGGGAGCAAUCUGCCUCACCCGUUUGGACUUACUCUUUAUGGCGAGAGAAUCUACUGGACAGACUGGCAGGCCAAAAGCAUCCAGAGCGCAGAUAGAAGGACUGGGCAGGCACGGGAAACGCUUCAGGACAAUCUGGAGAAUCUUAUGGAUAUUCAUGUUUUCCACCGGCAUAGGCCACCAGUACGUACACCAUGUGAAGUUAAUAAUGGAGGCUGCAGUCACCUGUGCCUUCUGGCACCUCGUCCAAAAGGUUAUAGCUGUACCUGUCCUACUGGGAUCAACCUACAGUCUGAUGGCAAGAUGUGUUCCACUGGAAUGACCAGCUUUCUGAUCUUUGCCAGAAGGACUGACAUACGGAUGGUCUCUCUGGAUAUUCCCUACUUUGCGGAUGUCGUUGUUUCAGUCAAUGUCACCAUGAAAAACACCAUUGCAAUUGGAGUGGAUCCUCAUGAAGGAAAGGUUUACUGGUCAGACAGCACACUGCGAAAAAUAAGCCGGGCUGCCCUUGAUGGCUCCAAAUUUGAGGACAUCAUCACCACAGGUCUGUUGACUACAGAUGGGCUGGCCGUGGAUGCUAUUGGCAGAAAGAUAUAUUGGACAGAUACAGGAACAAACCGUAUUGAAGUGGGCAAUCUUGAUGGCUCUAUGAGGAAAGUCUUGGUCUGGCAGAAUCUGGACAGCCCACGGGCAAUAGCCUUAUACCAUGAGAUGGGCUAUAUGUACUGGACAGAUUGGGGUGAGAAUGCCAAGCUGGAACGCUCUGGGAUGGAUGGCUCAGGACGCGUGGUUUUGAUCAGCAACAACCUGGGCUGGCCCAACGGACUGGCAGUGGAUAAGGCUGGGUCCCAGCUGCUCUGGGCUGAUGCACACACUGAGCGUAUUGAGGCUGCAGAUCUCAAUGGUGCUAACCGCCGCACCCUGCUGUCCCCAGUGCAACACCCCUAUGGCCUCACUUUGUUGGACUCUUACAUCUAUUGGACCGACUGGCAAACUCGCAGCAUUCACAGGGCUGACAAGGACAGUGGUGCCAAUGUCAUCCUGGUGAGGGCAAACCUGCCUGGCCUCAUGGACAUUCAAGCUGUUGAUAGGGCACGGCCCCUAGGCUUUAAUAAAUGUGGAGUUCGUAAUGGUGGCUGCUCUCACCUUUGCUUGCCUCACCCCACUGGAUUCUCCUGUGCCUGCCCCACUGGCAUCCAACUGAAACGAGAUGAGCAGACUUGUGACUCUUCUCCAGAGACAUACCUGCUUUUCUCUAGCCGUGCUUCCAUUCGUCGUAUCUCGCUGGAUACCAGUGACCACACAGAUGUGCACAUCCCCGUCCCCGAGCUGAACAAUGUCAUUUCUCUGGACUAUGACAGUGUGGAUGGCAAGAUUUACUACACAGAUGUUUUUCUUGAUGUCAUCAGGCGGUCUGAUCUGAAUGGCAGCAACAUGGAAACUGUUAUUGGUCAGGGCCUGAAGACUACAGAUGGUCUGGCAGUGGACUGGGUUGCUAGGAACCUCUACUGGACAGACACAGGACGCAAUACUGUUGAAGUAGCUAGACUGGAUGGGAGCUCCAGGAAAGUGCUAAUCAACAACAGUCUGGAUGAGCCCCGAGCCAUUGCUGUCUUUCCCAAGAAGGGGUACCUCUUCUGGACAGAUUGGGGUCAUAUUGCUAAAAUUGAACGGGCAAACUUGGAUGGCUCUGAACGUAAAAUCCUGAUCAACACUGACCUAGGAUGGCCAAAUGGCUUGACCUUGGAUUACGACACCAGAAGGAUAUACUGGGUGGAUGCGCAUCUUGAUCGCAUAGAGAGUUGUGAUCUCAAUGGGAAGCUACGGCAAGUGCUGGUCAGCCAGGUGUCACAUCCUUUUGCUUUGACACAGCAGGACAGAUGGAUAUAUUGGACUGACUGGCAAACCAAGUCUAUACAGAGAGUGGACAAAUACUCUGGGCGGAACAAAGAGACGGUCCUGGCCAAUGUUGAGGGGCUGAUGGAUAUAAUUGUGGUUUCCCCUCAAAGACAGACAGGUACCAAUGCUUGUGGAGUGAACAAUGGAGGCUGCACUCACCUCUGCUUUGCCAGAGCUUCUGACUUUGUCUGUGCAUGCCCAGAUGAACCAGAUGGGCGACCCUGUUCUACUGUUCCUGGUGUGGUGCCCUUUGGUCCCGAAAUCACUAGUGAGAGAAGUCAGACACCACCUGGCAGAAUAGGUACCUCAACAACCAAGCCUCUUACAUCUCUGGAAGAAGAGGAAGGAAACUGCUCUGACAAAGACGCCAGGCGAGGCUUGUGUACUCAUGCCAAUGAGGCAGUGUUGGCAACGAUGGGUGAGGGACUGCAUGUUAGCUACAUCAUUGGAGGUCUUCUCAGCAUCUUGUUCAUUUUGCUGCUUAUUGCUUCUUUAAUCAUAUAUAGGCAUAAUAAAUCCAAGUUCACAGACCCUGGCCUAGGGAACCUAACCUACAGUAAUCCCUCGUAUCGGACAUCUACCCAGGAGGUGAAGAUUGAAACAGUUCCCAAGCCAACAAUGUACAACCAGUUAUGCUAUAAAAAAGAGACUGGUCCUGAUCACAGCUACACCAAGGAGAAGAUAAAGAUUGUGGAGGGGAUAUGCCUUUUAUCCAGUGAUGAUUCAGAGUGGGAUGACCUUAAGCAAAUUCGGAGCUCUCGAGGAGGGAUCCUCCGGGACCAUGUUUGCAUGAAGACAGACACAGUCUCUAUCCAGGCUAGUUCUGGUUCACUGGAUGACACUGAAACUGAGCAGCUGCUACAGGAAGAACAGUCUGAGUGCAGCAGUGUUAACACAGCAGCGGCCACUCCUGAACGGCGUGGCUCACUCCCAGACACAGGCUGGAAACACCAACGCAAGCCCUCCACUGAGAGCGAGGUCUAAAGUACAUGUUGCUUUAGAAACGCUUGAACCCUCCCUAGCCUCUGUUCUGCACAAAAGAAGACAGGACUCUGCCUGGCAAGCAAGGAAGGGCCCAGAGACUAGCUCCUCUUGUGAGGGGCCCAGAGACUGUGACUGCCUUUUAGCAAGGAGCUUGGCCAGCUGUGCUGUUGUGGUUGAAGAGGGAGGAUGGGUGGGUUGGAUGGAACCCAGAGACCCUUUCGGCUCAUUUUCACUGUGUCUCUGGUUUAUUUAUAUGUUCUCUUUUCUUGGAAGCUGCCAUUUUAACUUUUGCAGUGACUCCUCUGGCCUGAAUCUAGUCCAGAUGCUGAGUUCUCUGGCAACCUGCAAGUCCUAUGCUGUCCAGCUCACAGUCAAUGCCCAUGAAGACAGCGCAGCUGCCAUUAUGCUAGCUGCUGGUCACAGAAGUUCCCCUAGUCAUUCCAUCAGUAGCAGCACUCUUGAAGGCUUUGUGAUGUUGGGGCUGUGCUUGGAGAGAUGUCUGGGAGUAUGUGGGAUGUACUCUGGGGCUCAAGGGGACAGUGGCACAGCAUCAGGGCAUAAAGAGGCUAACCACAGUUGUUGCAAUGACCCACUUCAUGGAAGCAUCAUUGCUUACGUUCCCAUCUGCUAAGGAAUUCUCAGAUUGGAGCACAGUGUCUGUUGCUGGCAGUGGGCACUGCUCCUAUUCUCCCCUUUCUCACUGAAAAAAUGUUUCUACUCCAGAAAAUAAGUCAGCAAGUGGCCCUUUCAGGACUGCUCCCAGUGGGUGCAGGAGUCAAGGGUGCUGUACUUGAGGAAAGUAUGUUCUUAGUUCUAGAGAAUUAAUGUGAGGAAAUGAAUCUCAGCCAGAUCUAAAUUUUACUCUUGCCUUCUUUUUUUUUUUUAAUUUGCUAAAUCUCCAUUGAUCCC
Molecule: messenger RNA, 7158 nt
Organism: Lagopus leucura (white-tailed ptarmigan)
Lineage: Eukaryota; Metazoa; Chordata; Aves; Galliformes; Phasianidae
Gene: LRP4
Product: LDL receptor related protein 4
Exons: 38
Coding region: 1-6249 (2082 amino acids)
Molecular function (GO): calcium ion binding; protein binding
Source: RefSeq, a predicted model, not a curated record